AUGUCGUUCAACUUUGAGACGAUCCUACAGGCGCAUAGUGGGCCGAUUCGGUGCGCGGAGUUCAGUAACAACGAUAACUGGCUCCUCACGGGGGAUGACGAGGGAAACGUGAAGUACUUUCAGAUGACGUUUAAUAAUUUGCGGUCGUUUCAGGUGCACAAGGAGCCGGUGACAUCGAUCUCGUUCGCAAGAUCGGAUCUGAAGUUCGCAACUGGGAGCGACGACGCGACGGUGAAAAUUGUAGAUUUCGCUCGCGCGGAGACUGAGUACACGCUGAGUGGGCACACCGGAGACGUGAAGACGGUGCAGUGGCAUCCGUGGUUGGGACUUGUCGCGUCGGGGGGCAAGGACGGCGCGGUGAAGAUGUGGGAUCCAAAGAGCGGACACUGCGCGACUACGAUGCAUGGUCAUAAAGGAGCGAUUACGUGUUCGAAAUGGAACAAAAAUGGGAACUGGUUGGUGACCGGUUCAAAGGAUCAAACGUUAAAAGUAUGGGAUUUGCGCAUGCUUAAGGAAAUUGGGACGUAUCGCGGUCAUGGAAAGGACGUCACGGAGGUCAUUUGGCACCCCACACACGAGCCACUCUUCACGUCGGGAUCGCUCGACGGCUCGAUGAAUUAUUGGCUCGUCGGUGCCGGCGAGGCGCCGCACGCCGAGAUCAAGGGCGGUCACGAAGGGGCGAUCUUGAGCUUAGCGUGGCACCCGGCUGGUCACAUCUUAGUGAGCGGAUCCGCGGAUAACACGACCAAGUUUUGGUGCAGAAACCGUCCGGGUGAAGUUGCACGCGACACCGCGGCUGGCCGCAUGCCAGCCGGCGGCGCAGUCGAGGAAGUGAUUCCGACAACCGUUCCUCGCCCGAACGCACCGCCCGGUUUACCUCCGGGGGUGGGACAAGCCGGGGCGCCGCCUCGCCGUCCCGCAUCGGCACCGCGCGCCGCUCCUCCUGGUCGGAGUCGCGCCCCACCACCAGCCCCACCGCCCGGCGCACCGUCGUUCAACCGCCCACCACCGUCCGCGCCGCCGACCGGCCGACCCGGUCCGCCGCCCGCUCGUCCGCCGCCCGCUCGUCCGCCCCCGGGAGGCCGCCCACCCCCGCGCGCGCCCGCGCGUCCACCGCCCGGACUCCCGCCCGGUCUCGAUCGUCGUCGAUAA
Ostreococcus tauri is the source of this 1152-nucleotide messenger RNA. Its product is annotated as G-protein beta WD-40 repeat. Gene Ontology annotation, molecular function: protein binding. The coding region runs from base 1 to 1152 and encodes 383 amino acids. The transcript has a single exon. Gene Ontology annotation, cellular component: mRNA cleavage and polyadenylation specificity factor complex. Lineage: Eukaryota; Viridiplantae; Chlorophyta; Mamiellophyceae; Mamiellales; Bathycoccaceae. The record is from RefSeq and is a predicted model, not a curated record.